AGUGUCCUGUUGAAUCGGUUUUUACAUGUGCGGUAUAUAACGCUCAUCGCACCAAAAAUAUGAAAAGUUACUGAUAUUUUUGAUUUAGUUGUAUUCUUAAUUUAAUUACAAGAACAUUAUAUUAUAUAUUAACAAACUAUGGAUCGAAAUGUUGAUGGAGAGGGUAACAAGGCAUCCAUGUCUGUCCCACAGCUAAAUAAUAUGGUUAUAAUCUUAAGAAAAUAUGUAAAACAAGCAAAAGUUCGGUGCAUAAGAAAAUUAACUCAAGAUAUUCAAAAGUUGAGAAAAAAUAAGAAAUUAAGUAAAGAUAAAGCGGAGAGAAAAGUUCAGAAGACUUUAGAAGAAAUAUCAUUAAUAAAGUCGUUAAAACCGGAUAUGGUUUCGAAAUUUGCUUUAUCAAAUACCGAGAAAUUUGAUGGCAACAAAACUGAGGGAAAAAUUGCUCACAAAAGUCUUCUACGGUUAGCUAACUGUAGUGUUCUGGAAAAUUUUGUACAAAAAUGGCGGGAAGAACACUCUGAUUGGCAAUCAUUAGCUGCUUUUGUUUCUACAAAAAAUACUGGUAGAAGAUUUAAGCAAAAGGUUAAAACAGAAAAGGAGAAGAAAGUUGAUAGAUUAUUGGCCGAAGAAGAGAUUGAACGUUUAAAGAGUAAAAUGAAAGGAGGUAGUAUAUCGAAACUGUUUGAAUCGAAAAAUAAGAAGAAAGAAGCUAUUCCAGAAGAGUCUCUAUUGGAUCAGAGUGAAAAUGAUGAAGAUAGUACAGAUAGUGAGGAAUAUGUAACUUGUUACGAAGAACUAGAGAAAACUCCUAGUCCUGAGGCAACACAGCCGAAAGAAACUAAAAAGGAAAAUAUAAAGUUUGAUAAUGAGGAAAAGGUUGACAAACAGAGCACACAGAAUAAAAAGUUAAUGGAAAUAAAAGAGUUUGACUUAAUGAACGAAACUGAUGAAAUCAGUGUCGAUAAUUCCAUUAUACUUGAUAGUGAUGUAUCUCAAAAGAAGAGAAAUAGGGACAAUUUCUUCCUUGCUAAAGAUGCGGAUAGCGACGAUGGAGCUUCCGAAAUUGAAGAAUCUGAUGAAGAAAUGGAAGAGACAAAUAAUACUGAUAUAAAGAGAAAGAAAAAUGUAGAGAGCGUAUUUGUAACAUCUCUUAGCACCAAAAAUAAUAAGAGAAAGAAUUUCGCGCCAAAGAAAAUGGAAAAAACGCAAAAGAAUAAACCGUUUGCUCAAGAAAAGCCAAAGGAAAAAUCAUUUGCUGAACCAAAAUUUAAAAAGAAGCCAGAAAAGAGAGAAAUUGCCCAAGGAGAGAAACUGCAUCCAUCUUGGGAGGCCAAAAGGAAAGCAAAUCAGCAACCAUCUCUCAAUUCUUACUCAGGAACGAGAAUUACAUUUGACGAUGAUUAA
Messenger RNA from Dimorphilus gyrociliatus, 1404 nucleotides. Lineage: Eukaryota; Metazoa; Annelida; Polychaeta; Dinophilidae. The record is from the annotation of a GenBank genome assembly.